Molecule: messenger RNA, 1024 nt
Organism: Alosa sapidissima (American shad)
Lineage: Eukaryota; Metazoa; Chordata; Actinopteri; Clupeiformes; Clupeidae
Exons: 3
Coding region: 27-701 (224 amino acids)
Source: RefSeq, a predicted model, not a curated record
UCCACAUCCAGCAUCUAUCAGGAACUAUGGUGUGUGCAGGUGUGCUGAGGGGACUCAUCUUGUUCUGUCUCUUCUUCUCUGGAGUCUGGGGUGUGGAAAAAACUCUGGACCAGAAUACUCUCGCACCUGCCAUUAAGUUUCUUCGCCAAAACUAUCAACCGGGACAAAACCAGUAUGCCAUAGCCUUCAACGCGCCUGUAGAUAAGUGUGCUGACUACCUCGACAACAACUUCCUCAACAGAUAUCCUGGUCGCACUGUGAAGAAUGCUCUUAACAGUGCUGGACGUCUCUACAAGGGUCAAAAACUGAUUGCAGCUAGACCAAAGCCCAUUCCAGACACAAAAGUAAACCAACAUUCAGAGUAUCUUCUCAUGAAUGUACCCAGUGUAGAUACGUCUCCCAUGAAAGAACUGCUAGGUAAUGACAACACAGGAUGUGUGGUGUUCUAUACUUAUAAUUCCCCUUGCACAAGUACCUGCACCAAACCUGGGGGCUGCUACAGUAUCAUACAGGCUCUAGACAUGUUCAAGGACCACAAGGGUCCAAAGGCUUUUGUCUUUACACAGGUAUGGAAGUAUGAUUGUGACAAAGAUAUUUCCACCAACCUUAAAGAAGUCCUAGAGCGUGUCCCCCUCUAUCGUUGUAAAGAUAACAAUAAUUGUGUUGCUUGUACAGCCAACAAUCUUAAAGACUGCAUGUAGUCACAAGAGUCAGGACUGGUGAGAACAGACUGCUUGGAAAAUGUGAUUGCUAGGUCACACAAUGAACACAGAGUCUAAAAAAUGUUUAGAAGACAAGCCUAGCAAUGUCAGAGAGACUUGUGCUGUAUUGUCUGAAGAAGUGCAAAGUAAUGUUAAACCUUUCCACUGUCUGGAUUGCAUUUAGCUUUUUUUUUUAAUUCUUCAAUAAGCAAUAAUUCCUCUGUAUUCAGUCUUAACAAACGUGUUGAUGAGCUCACUGAAAUAUAUUUUCUCUGCAAUUUGUGUUUAAUUCAUGACUAAUAAAGAUAAAGACCCAUAAAAAA